This is a messenger RNA of Helianthus annuus (common sunflower), 1608 nucleotides long. RefSeq names its product serine carboxypeptidase-like 16. Gene Ontology annotation, molecular function: serine-type carboxypeptidase activity; acyltransferase activity, transferring groups other than amino-acyl groups. The record is from RefSeq and is a predicted model, not a curated record. The transcript is spliced from 14 exons. Lineage: Eukaryota; Viridiplantae; Streptophyta; Magnoliopsida; Asterales; Asteraceae. The coding region runs from base 39 to 1391 and encodes 450 amino acids. Gene Ontology annotation, biological process: secondary metabolic process; proteolysis.
AGCAUUCAAAGUUGGGAGCACAAUUGUUUACUCAUAUUAUGGAGUCCAGAUACAUAACACUUUCCCUUUUCAUCAUCUUUGUAACAUUUUCAAACUCCAAGUCAAUUGUGAAGAAACUCCCUGGUUAUCCUGGUGAUCUUCCUUUCACUUUAGAAACCGGAUAUGUGGGAAUUGGAGCUGAGAAUGAGAUACAGUUCUUCUACUAUUUUGUCGAGUCGCAAAACGAUCCGGCAAACGACCCUCUUCUGUUUUACCUCACCGGUGGACCGGGCACUUCUGGACUUUUCCCUUUCCUCUAUCAAAUUGGUCCACUAAGUAUUCGUUUAGAUGCUUCUGGGACACCCUUGUUGGAUUUAAAUCCUUACCCAUGGACAAAGAAUGCUAAUGUGAUAUUCUUAGAUCUACCCGCGGGUGUAGGGUUUUCAUAUGCUACAACAUGGGAAGGAUGGAGAAGUAGUGACUCUAUUCUAGCUAAACAUAGUUAUGAGUUUCUAAGAAAGUGGUUUGUGGAGCAUCCCAAGUUUCUGAGUAAUCCAUUGUACAUAACUGGGAUUUCAUACAUGGGCAUCCUCGUACCACCUGUUGCUUUAGAGGUGUACAAAGGUAACGAACAAGGAAGUGAACCACAACUAAAUAUAAAAGGGUACGGGAUUGUUAGCCCUUACACAGAUAGAUUCAUUGAUUUAAAUUCAAGAUUAGAGUUUGCUCACCGGGUUGCACUUAUUUCAGACGAUAUCUACAAGUCUACAAAAGAAACAUGUCGUGGUAACUAUAUAUACCCUGAUCCAAACAACACCUUAUGUUUGGCUGAUCUUCAACGGGUAGAUGAGUGCUUAAGCGAUAUUAACUUUUCGAAUAUACUGGAGCCAGUGUGUGACGACAUAAAUCCAUCGCCUGAUUGUCCAGCCGCUACUAAGAUAACUAUUGACGCUUGGGCAAACGAUAAAGAAGUUCAAAAGGCUCUCCAUAUUCGUCCGGGAACAAUAGGCGUGUGGGAGAAAACCAAUGAAACCAUCCAUUACACUUUCGGGAAAAAUGACACUAUAUGUUACUCAUAUGAUGUAUUAAGCGUUGUUGAUGUGCAUAAACAACUCGUUACAAGAAAUUGUCAAGCGUUGAUCAUCAGCGGUGACCAUGACUUGACAUUUCCAUAUGUGGGCGUAGAGAAAUGGAUAAAAUCUCUCAAUGUCCCGAUUAAAAGCCCUUGGAACCCAUGGUUUGUUGAUAAUCAAGUCGUUGGAUAUCAAAUGACCUAUGCAACAACAGGAUAUUCGUUAGUAUAUGCGACUAUAAAGGGUGGAGGUCAUUCUGUAGCACUGAACAAGCCUAAAGAAGCUGCAGUCCUUUUGGAUGGGUGGAUCGCUUCUCAUACUGAUAUUAGCGACUCCUAAUUAGUAAAAUAUCCCUAUUAUCAUUCUUGACAAAGAAUUUGUUACAUAUUUGUAUGUAAAAAAGUACAACAUUCUAUUUCUUUUACAUAUACGAGGAAUAAAUUAUGGAUGAAUGUACGAGAAAGACAUGUAUUAUGGUUUUCAUGAUUAUGGCAUGUGUUAUUCGUCAAGAACAUUAAUAUUGCGUGCUAUAUAACCGAUCUGGUUGAGUAUUCUA